CCGGAAACAAAAAUCCUCUAUAUAUACUCUAAGGACUUCCCUUGGACCAGAAUCAAACCAAAUCUCAUCAUUACUUGCACCAAUACAUUUACACACACACACACAAACGUUCAGUAAUAUCAAUGGAGAAGAUAUCACAUUUGUUAGAAGACAAGCCAGUGGUGAUAUUCAGCAUGACUUCAUGUUGUAUGAGCCAUACGAUCAAGUCUCUUAUCUCUGGCUACGGUGCGAAUCCAACGGUAUACGAACUAGAUGAGAUGUCUAAUGGAUCGGAGAUUGAACGAGCACUGGUUCAGCUUGGGUGCAACCCGACCGUGCCUGCUGUCUUUAUAGGGCAACAACUCAUAGGUGGUGCAAAUCAGCUUAUGUCUCUUCAAGUCAGGAACCAGUUAGGCUCGGUGCUCAGAAGAGCUGGAGCCAUAUGGAUUUAAGAGGCGCCUUAAUCGUAAUUAAGCGCUUAAUGUUCUUACUUAUAUGUUUUCUAGUAUAGAGUAUGAUCAGCGUUUGAAGCAUAAUAAAUAGUAUUACUAUAAAAGGUUAAUGUCACUUUUUAUAAAAGAAAAGUUACCUAAAAUAAAGUAAAAAUAAUUCGAUUUAAUUCACUGGUGUAAUGCAAUAGCAAUUGUUAAGAAACAAGAUCGUAUUUGCAUAAUAAGUAUUUACCGG
Molecule: messenger RNA, 666 nt
Organism: Eruca vesicaria subsp. sativa (arugula)
Lineage: Eukaryota; Viridiplantae; Streptophyta; Magnoliopsida; Brassicales; Brassicaceae
Source: the annotation of a GenBank genome assembly